AUGCCUCUCCCGAAGGAUUGCCUUCAUCCUUCUCCAGAAGAGAAGAAAAGGAAGCAAAAGGAAAAGCACCUGGUGCAGAUCCCCAAUUCCGACUUUGUGGAUGUGAAAUGCCCAGGAUGCUACAAAAGCACCAUAGUCUUUAACCAUGCACGAACAGUUGCCUUGUAUGUUCAAGGCUCCACUGUCCUCUAUCAGCCUACAGGCAGAAAAGCAAAGCUAACAGAAGGAUGCUCCUUCAGGAGGAAGCAGCAUGAAAGCCCCUAA
Apodemus sylvaticus (European woodmouse) is the source of this 264-nucleotide messenger RNA. Its product is annotated as 40S ribosomal protein S27-like. Gene Ontology annotation, molecular function: RNA binding; structural constituent of ribosome. NCBI's taxonomy places the organism in Eukaryota, Metazoa, Chordata, Mammalia, Rodentia, Muridae. The transcript has a single exon. The coding region runs from base 1 to 264 and encodes 87 amino acids. The record is from RefSeq and is a predicted model, not a curated record. Gene Ontology annotation, biological process: ribosomal small subunit assembly; translation. Gene Ontology annotation, cellular component: ribosome; cytosolic small ribosomal subunit.